AGUGAAACACAAUGCAUCUUCAAGUGUCACACAGAUCAGUAAACAGUUGAUACUAAAUCUAAUUGAAUACCCUCGAUAAGAGUUCCUCUGGUUCAUUCCUCGCCCGUCUCCUUGUUUUCACACCAGAACUUUCAAAAAUGUAAUACCCACCAAAGAUCAGAUAAAUAUUUGCCGCCGUGUUGUAUUGUGACUGCGUUAUCGGUAAGUGAACUCGCGACCAAUACGAAGAAAAAUGGCUUUGGAAAAAUCCAAAAGCAUCGAAGCCGGUCUUCAGACCAUCCUAACCGAAGAGGACCCUCCGGAUUCCAAGCCAAAAAACAUCUCCUUGUGCAAGAAAAUCAAACUCAUCUUCACCAACAUCACCGUCGAACCAGUCCUAAUAUGUUACGUCCUUCCAAGUGUGAUGGCAAGCAUCGCCACACAAAACCUCAGUCUCGAAAAGGCAUGUCGUGUAAACUUGCAAAUGGACGAAGACAUUUGCGACGCUUUAAGCAUCCGAAACCGAUCUGGUUAUAACGAAAGCGACGAAAUCGUAACCCAAACACUGAUCACUUCAAUGAAUACUUGGAAAAGCAUGAUCCAGAGCUUAGUCCCAUCGCUCUUACUCCUGUUUUUGGGGUCGUGGAGCGACCGCCACCAACGACGCAAACCUUGCAUCAUCCUCCCGAUUUUGGGUGAAAUUUGCACAUGUACUGGCUUUCUCCUGUCGACGUAUUUCUUUUACCAAUUGCCGAUGGAAUUCAAUGCUUUCUUCGAAGCCGUUCCGCCUGCUUUAACCGGGGGCUGGUUCGCGAUGUUCAUGGCGGUGUUCAGUUAUGUUAGCAGAAUUUCUUCUGUGGAAACUAGGACUCUACGAAUCGGUGCUGUUAAUCUUUUCUCCAACGUCAGUGUGACUGUUGGGAUAGCCCUCAGUGGUAUUCUCUACAACGAGAUCGGGUUCUACGGAGUGUUCUCUCUAGCCAUAGCCAUGUAUACGACAGCGUUGAUUUACGCCAUCGUCUAUGUCAAAGAUAUGCCGAAGAACGAGGAGGUGAUUGUGGAUAAAAACGUGAAGAAAGUGAACCCAGUUUUGGACUUCUUCAAUUUGAAACAUAUCAAGGAAACCCUGAACGUGGCUUUUAAAGACGGCCCACGUAACCGGAAGCGCCGCAUUUGCACCAUCAUGAUCCUUGUUAUGGUCAUAAUCGGACCCAUGCAUGGCGAAAUGCAAGUCAUGUAUCUGUUUGUCCGACAUAGGUUCAAAUGGAACGAAAUUGACUACAGCUUGUACUCAACCUUCCAAUUUGUCAUCCACGUCUGUGGAACUGUUUUCUCUUUAAUGUUCUUCAGCAAAUUCCUCAAAGUCGAUGAUGCCGUCCUUGGAAUGAUUUCAAGCACGAGUAAAAUCGCCGCUUCCCUCGUAUACGCUUUCGCACCCACAAGUACAAUUUUUUAUCUUGGAGCGAUAAUCGAGGCUUUAAACGGUACUUCUUUCAUCGCCAUGAGAUCAAUUAUAUCAAAGUUAGUACCUCCGGAAGAAUUGGGCAAAAUUAACUCUUUGUUUGGAGUUUCUGAAGCUUUAAUGCCCCUUGUUUAUGGGCCCAUGUAUAAUAUAGUCUAUGAAACCACAAUUAAGGUCCUACCAGGCUCCUUCUUUCUACUUGGAGGGGCUUUAACUGCGCCUGCGAUCGUAAUAUUCUAUUGGUUAUACCGAGAGCAUCAGAAAGAUCAACAAGAGGAGGCGAAGGAGAAGCCACAAAAAGCCAGUUUGUUACCUAAAUGAUAAGAAUCCACUGGUGAUGUGGAUUUCGCGGGCACCUUCCACAGGAUAUGGGACAACCACUUGGCUGAACUGGUCGAAUGUGGAAAAUGUGGCCGCAAAUUUUUCCCUGAUCGGAUAGAAACUCACCGAAACGCCUGUGCCGGGCUCCGCAUUCAAGUUAAAGGCAGAAAACGGGAAACAUAACUGUAUAAAGAAAUAAAACCGUUUUUUUAUCAA
Tribolium castaneum (red flour beetle) is the source of this 1978-nucleotide messenger RNA. Its product is annotated as lysosomal proton-coupled steroid conjugate and bile acid symporter SLC46A3. The transcript has 4 exons. Gene Ontology annotation, biological process: transmembrane transport. Bases 233 to 1762 code for a protein of 509 amino acids. Gene Ontology annotation, molecular function: transmembrane transporter activity. Lineage: Eukaryota; Metazoa; Arthropoda; Insecta; Coleoptera; Tenebrionidae. The record is from RefSeq and is a predicted model, not a curated record. Gene Ontology annotation, cellular component: membrane.